Messenger RNA from Neoarius graeffei (lesser salmon catfish), 2596 nucleotides. It is a transcript of the gene dars2, whose product is annotated as aspartyl-tRNA synthetase 2, mitochondrial. Gene Ontology annotation, cellular component: mitochondrion; cytoplasm. Bases 361 to 2388 code for a protein of 675 amino acids. Gene Ontology annotation, biological process: aspartyl-tRNA aminoacylation. Gene Ontology annotation, molecular function: nucleic acid binding; aspartate-tRNA ligase activity; ATP binding. The transcript has 18 exons. NCBI's taxonomy places the organism in Eukaryota, Metazoa, Chordata, Actinopteri, Siluriformes, Ariidae. The record is from RefSeq and is a predicted model, not a curated record.
UGUCAUGGACGCUGUGACAGUACGAACUCGUGUUUAGUGUAGUGAAUGUGAGGAAGUUUUAAGGAUUUCUGUUGAUAGUUAUGAUCCAGGUGACUUAGUUUGUUUCUUUAGAGCAUGACGGGGAGAUAUACAGCUUCACCCAUAUGAAUAAAUCCCUGUGUGUUAUCCAGAUAAAGGAAGGUGGCCGUUAUUCCCCUCGCACGCGUUAAUGCUGGAGUUCCACUCACAGAUACAACUGCCACUUCACAGGCGUGUUUGUUUGUUUGUUAACUUGUUUAUUUCUCGUAAACAGCUGUUGUUUUGCUCUGUAGGUCUGUGAGUGCUGUAAUGUUUAUUGCCAUAAACAGGACUUUAGUAUAAAUGGCCAGUAAACGCACAUCACUGUUGUUGCUGUUUGCGGCCCGCCGUGUGUUUCACUGUUCCUGGCCCACAGUGAGCCCUGGAAACACCCCCCCACACACUUCCGCUCCACAGCCCAUCCUCACACAGCUUCCGGUUUCUUCCGGAUAUUCCUUCAGUACCAGCACUUCAGUGAAAGGUCAGAGCAGUUUGUCCAUCCGAAGUCACACCUGUGGAGAACUGGGCUCCAGUCACGCGGGACAGGAAGUGACCUUAUGCGGCUGGGUUCAGUAUCUGAGACAGGAUCUGUUUGUCAUCUUGAGGGAUUUCAGUGGUUUGGUUCAAGUUCUUAUCCCACAGGAUGAGUUUCAGCGGGAACUGAAGGAUGCGUUCUGUGGUUUAUCGGUCGAGUCGGUCAUCAAGGUGAAAGGAAGAGUCAGGCUUCGUCCAGAGGGCCAGAAGAAUACGAACAUGUCCACUGGAGAAAUUGAAGUGUGCGCCGAGAGCCUGGAAGUGUUGAACACCUGCCGCAAACUGCCUUUCGAGAUUAAAGACUUUGUCAAGAAAUCAGAAGCUCUCCGGAUGCAGCAUCGCUAUCUCGAUCUCCGCUCAUCUCAAAUGCAGUACAAUCUGAGACUGCGCUCACACAUGGUCAUGAAAAUGAGAGAGUACCUUUGCAAUGUACAUGGAUUUGUGGACGUAGAGACCCCAACGCUGUUUAAAAGGACUCCUGGGGGUGCCAGAGAGUUUGUGGUGCCAUCUGGAGAACCCGGAAUGUUCUACUGUCUCCCACAGAGCCCCCAGCAGUUCAAGCAGCUUCUGAUGGUGGCAGGUCUGGAUCGGUACUUUCAGCUGGCACGCUGUUACAGAGAUGAAGGCGCCAAACCUGACAGACAGCCUGAAUUCACACAGGUGGACAUUGAGAUGUCUUUUGUGGAUGCGGCUGGAAUCAUGGCUCUGAUCGAGGGCUUGUUGCACUACUCCUGGCCAGAAGACAAGGGGCCAGUCAGCACCCCCUUCCCCUGCUUGACGUACGAGGAAGCCAUGAAAGAUUACGGAGUGGACAAACCCGACACUAGAUUUGGAAUGAAGCUCGUGGAUGUUAGCGAGAUGUUCCAGCACACACAGAUUGAGUUCAUCAGGGAUGCCGUCGUCCAACCAGGCGGUUGUGUCCAGGCCAUCUGUGUUCCAGACGGAGCUGUUCUGUGUCAGGAGGAGGGAGCUGAACACGAUCAGAAACACUUGAAGGGCAAGGACAUGGAGUUCUUGAAGCAAGUAUCCAGGACUCAGUUCAACCAGGAGGUGGACUGCAUGCUGGUUCGAGCAGAGGGAUCCAUCAAAUCUCCUCUCGGUCGCUUGCUGCCGGACGCAACAAGGCUGCAGCUGCUGUUAAAGACGAGCGCCAACGCUGGAGACCUGCUCCUCAUUGCUGCCGGAGCCCAGGAGCGGGUGCGUCCACUUCUAGGGAAACUGAGAUUGCAGUGUGCUGAGCUGUUGGAGGCUCGCGGUGUGCCUGUACGUGACCCUUCAGUCUUCCACUUCCUGUGGGUGGUGGACUUUCCCCUCUUCUUACCGAAAGAGGAUGAGCCGGAGCAACUGGAAUCCGCGCACCACCCCUUCACCGCACCCAUGCCCGAGGAUGCCCACCUCCUCUACACCCAGCCCCAUAAGGUGCGUGGCCAACACUACGACUUGGUGCUGAACGGCUGCGAGAUCGGUGGCGGCUCCAUCCGCAUUCACAACGCCGCUCAACAGCUCUACGUCUUGGAGAACAUCCUCAAAGAGGACCCGUCUCUCCUCUCUCACCUUUUGGAGGCGUUGGACUCCGGGGCCCCUCCACACGGCGGGAUUGCAUUAGGUUUGGACCGGCUGGUGUCCAUCAUUGUGGGGGCUUCCAGCAUCAGGGAUGUCAUCGCCUUCCCUAAGUCCUUCAGAGGUCAUGACCUCAUGAGCCACGCCCCCAGUUUGGUGCCGGAGGAGGACCUGAGACCAUACCAUAUCUCUGUGGUUUGGCCUAGUGCGAAAACUAGACAGGAUGAUAAACCCUGACUGACUGUAUAUCAUUUUUCCUGCACCUUGACUCUCUUUGUGAAGGGAGGUAAGAGCAGGAAGCCGACUGACUCCAUUUCAUGUGGAACUAGAGAACGACUGAGCAGUCUCAGAGCUCUAUCAGUUAAACCACCUUGUUCUGUUAAUCACCCUCUUGAUAUUCCUGUAAUAUCUGUCCUCAUGUGAACAUUAAAGACAUGCAUUCUUC